Prunus dulcis (almond) is the source of this 1535-nucleotide messenger RNA. Its product is annotated as U-box domain-containing protein 3. NCBI's taxonomy places the organism in Eukaryota, Viridiplantae, Streptophyta, Magnoliopsida, Rosales, Rosaceae. The record is from RefSeq and is a predicted model, not a curated record. Gene Ontology annotation, cellular component: nucleus; cytoplasm. The transcript is spliced from 2 exons. The coding region runs from base 128 to 1309 and encodes 393 amino acids. Gene Ontology annotation, molecular function: protein binding.
UCUGAAAAAGAAAAUCCAAAAAGAUCAUAAAAGAAAAAGAAAAUUCAAAAAUAUCAGAAAAUAAAAAGACUCCUCUUAUUCUAAACAUAAGAGACAGGGAGACGAAGGAAGAGCGUCAGAGAGAGAGAUGGGACAGGAGGAGCAAAGCUCAGUGGGAGUGGGAGAAGAAGAAGAAGAAACAAGAGAAGUGGUAGAGAAGGAGGAGGUAGAGACAUGGAACCAAAUGAAGCAAACCCUUAUACUUGAAAUCUCCUCAAAGCUCAUCCAUGGUGAUCUGGAGGCCAAGAUUGAAGCCGCCAGAGAUAUCAGAAACUUGGUCAGAAAGUCUUCUUCUUCGUCACCGUCUUCGUCUUCCAAGACCCGGUCAAAGUUGGGCGCGGCUGGUGUGAUAUCACCUUUGGUGUUGAUGCUGUGCUCUCCUAACCCAGAUGCACGCCAAGUCUCUCUCCUCGCUCUCCUCAACCUCGCUGUCCGCAAUGAACGAAACAAGGUCAAAAUUGUGACAGCUGGAGCCGUCCCUCCUCUUGUUGAGCUCCUCAAGUUCCAAAAUGGUAGUUUAAGGGAUUUAGCCACUGCAGCAAUCUUAACACUCUCAGCUGCUGCACUGAACAAGCCAAUUAUUGCAGAUUCUGGAGCUGCACCUCUCCUGGUUGAGAUCCUCAGCUCUGGAAGUGUUCAAGGAAAAGUUGAUGCUGUGACUGCCCUACACAACCUCUCUAGCUGUCAAGAGAACUCAACUGAUAUUCUGGAUGCUACAGCCGUUCCCCCUCUUAUCAACCUUCUCAAAGAAUGCAAAAAGUAUUCCAAGUUUGCCGAAAAAACUACUGCCCUUCUUGAAAUCCUAUCCAACUCUGAAGAAGGGCGUAUUGCAAUCUCAAACUCAGAUGGUGGGAUAUUAACCUUAGUAGAAACCGUUGAAGAUGGAUCUCUUAUGAGCACAGAACACGCGGUUGGAGCUUUGCUUUCUAUGUGUCAGAGCUGCCGAGAUAAAUACCGGGAACUCAUUCUUAAUGAAGGUGCAGUCCCAGGCCUGCUUCGAUUGACUGUAGACGGCACAGCUGAAGCUCGGGAGAGAGCUCGUACACUGCUAGAUUUGCUUAGAGAUUCUCCCCAGCAAAAGCAAUUGGCGUCCUCAGUUUUGGAGAGAAUUGUAUAUGACAUUGCCACAAGGGUUGAUGGAGCUGAUAAAGCUGCUGAAACUGCAAAGAGGUUACUGCAAGACAUGGUUAAAAGAAGCAUGGAGCAUAGCAUGAGCCGCAUCCAGCAGAGAGCUGCAUCUUGUACACCUUCCAAUACGCAGUCUACAUAAUGUAUAUCUUUUUGGCUGUAGGAGUUUCACAAAACACUGGGUUAGAGUUUUAAUCUGAAUCUAUGUAUUUGUUUGGGCAGUUAAAACUCUGCACCCUGCUAAAUCACUGGGGUUGAAAUCUUGGAUUAGAUUAGGGGGUGAUCAAGUGGCAUUAUGGGGGUCCAUUGUAUAUCUCUCAACUUUGGUCAUGUAUAUAUAAAAAUUUACUCUGCUAUUUUACUGCACA